This is a messenger RNA of Daphnia pulex (common water flea), 1099 nucleotides long. Its product is annotated as dehydrogenase/reductase SDR family member on chromosome X-like. The record is from RefSeq and is a predicted model, not a curated record. The coding region runs from base 23 to 1015 and encodes 330 amino acids. NCBI's taxonomy places the organism in Eukaryota, Metazoa, Arthropoda, Branchiopoda, Diplostraca, Daphniidae. The transcript has 6 exons.
CUAGAUCUGAUUCUUUUUGAAAAUGAAUUUCAUAAAAAAGAUUUUUCUGGAUUUCUACAUAUUUCUAAAAAUGCUAAUCCUCGGCAGCUGUAGUUUGAUUUCUGAAAUGUGCUGUUUUGUCCAGCCAAUAAAAAAUCCUAUAAACAGAGAAAAUGAAUACGUCGUCGUCACAGGUGGAAAUCGCGGGAUAGGAUGGUCCACCGUAAAGUCGUUAGCGGAAUCUGGAAUGAAAGUGAUUGUCGGAUGUAGAGAUGGCCCCAGCAGAGACCUUUUAUACCAAUCAGUUAAGCAAGCAGAACUUCCAACCGAGUCUGUAGAAUGGAUCAACCUAGACAUGUCAUCUAUGGAAUCUGUACGAGCGUUCGGACAAGCCAUUCUUGAUAAGAAUGUCCCAAUCAGUCUUUUGAUAAAUAACGCUGGAACCAUGGCAUCAUACACGUUGACUAAAGAUGGCUUUGAAUCUGCAUUUGCAAUCAACUAUUUGGGCCAUUUCCUAUUAACUCAUCUCCUUAUGCCACGUCUCAUAGCGGCAGGAACGAACGACAAAGCAGCAAGGAUUGUCAACGUGUCUUCUUCGGGUCAAGCUUUAGGGUUUUUUCAAAUAAAUGAUCUUCAGGGAGAAUCUUACUACAACAAAUUCGGUGCCUAUUGCCAAUCCAAAGCUGCUCAAAUUAUGUUUACCAAAGUCUUGCACGAGCUACUUACUUCGAAAAAUAAGCCAGUAAAAGUCUAUGCUGUUCACCCCGGAGUUAUCAAAACUAACGUAUGGAGUAAAUAUUGGUUUACUCACUUUACUUCAAUAUUUUCGGGUUUCCUAGGAAAGACGGAAGCGCAGGGUGCUCAACGCGUCGUGUACGCCGCCUUGUCGCCGAAAGCGGAAGACUUGAGCGGGAAUUUUUUCGAAAAUUCCAAAGUGGUCCAGCCAAUAGCGCUGGUCCGUAAUCGAGAUAUGCAGACACAAUUGUGGGAAAAGUCUUGCCAGUUGCUUGACAUCUCCCAAUUUGGUGGUUUAUAAUACUGGUUCUUACAUGUUCCUUUCUCUGAUACAGUUUUCCGAAUUUUGCGUAAUGUUUCAGGAAUAAUAAACAAAUUGAAUAAC